AUGAUACGACAAUAAAAAAUUUAAGAGUAUUGCAAACUUUAAGCACUAAACAAUAUAAAUCACAUCAAUUUCAAUUUUUAAAUCAAGCAAUAAGAAAAUGCAUUCUAAAAAUAUUAUCAAAUAGAUAUUUUAGAAAUUGUUUACGAUCGUAGAGAAAUUUAUAGCAAUAAAAUUAGGAAGAUGUAGAGAAAUCUAAUUUUUCAAGAAAAAAGAAAUCUAUUUUAAGCAUAACAAAAAGAGAAUUAAUUAUUUUUAUAUAAAGAGGAUGAAUGUUUUAAGAUAACGAAUCAAUUUAUCGGGCUAAUGUCGCCAUUAAAUAAAUAUGAAGUAGUUUAAGGAAAUUAGGAAUCUGAUAUUUAAUUGGCGGUAGAAAUAUGUAAGUUAAAUUUAUAUGAAGGAAUUGAAUUGAAUUUCCCAAACAUUAUAAAUACUGAUUCAGUACAUUAAAUAUCAAGACUGUAACAAUAAUAUUCAUAAUUGAUAUAACUAUAUCAACAAUUUUCGAUUGAAUCUUAAUCAUUAUCAUAAUCUAUUUAAACUUCACCUUAAUAAUCAUUGCAAUCUUCUUCCUAACGCUCACAUACCUCACAUCAGAGCUCGCAAUCCUCCUCUUAAGAUUUUUAAAUUGAAAGAAUUAGAUAAUUGAUAAUUAGAGUUAUUAAUGAUUUAGAAUCAAUAACAUCCUCAUAAACAUAUGAUUUUUCAGAGUUUUCAGAAUUCUCAAUUUUUGAGGAUUAACCUGAAUAAGAUGAUGACCAACGUACUGAAACAGAUGAUUACUGA
Molecule: messenger RNA, 783 nt
Organism: Paramecium tetraurelia
Lineage: Eukaryota; Ciliophora; Oligohymenophorea; Peniculida; Parameciidae
Exons: 1
Source: RefSeq, a predicted model, not a curated record